Messenger RNA from Sinocyclocheilus rhinocerous, 1426 nucleotides. Its product is annotated as gastrula zinc finger protein XlCGF8.2DB-like. Gene Ontology annotation, molecular function: DNA-binding transcription factor activity, RNA polymerase II-specific; RNA polymerase II cis-regulatory region sequence-specific DNA binding. NCBI's taxonomy places the organism in Eukaryota, Metazoa, Chordata, Actinopteri, Cypriniformes, Cyprinidae. Gene Ontology annotation, biological process: regulation of transcription by RNA polymerase II. Bases 88 to 999 code for a protein of 303 amino acids. The record is from RefSeq and is a predicted model, not a curated record. The transcript is spliced from 3 exons.
CUGCGCCGCGCUCCUGCGCCUGUGAUUCUGCUGAAGAAAGAUCUACGAGAACAGCACUACGAGAUCUACAUGACGCACUAUUAAAAGAUGGCAAUUAUUAAAGAGGAGAGUGAAGAAAUUAAGAUUGAAGAAGCGUUCAGAGUGAAACAAGAAGAUACUGAGGAACAAACAGACCUGAUGACACUAAAAGAGGACAGUGAAGAACUAAAUGAAAUGGAAGAUAAAGACCAGAAACGUGAUUUCAUGAUUGGAGAAAAAUCCACAAAGACGAAGACUUCCUCACGAAAAAGAGGUCAGAAGACAGAAUCUAGCAGUUAUUUCACCUGCCGUCAGUGUGGAAAGAGAUUGACUAAUAAACAAAACCUUGACGUCCACAUGAGAAUUCACAAUGGAGAGAAGCCUUUUACCUGCCAACAGUGUGGAAAGUGUUUCACUCAAAAACAAAACCUUAAAGUCCACUUAAGAGUUCACUCUGGAGAGAAGCCUUACAAAUGCACUCAGUGUGGACAAGGUUUUACACAUAAAGGAAACCUUAAUGCCCACAUGAGAAUUCACAAAGGAGAGAACCCUUACAGCUGCAAACAAUGUGGGAAGAGCUUCUCACGAAAAGAAAGUCUUAAUGCCCACAUGCGAAGUCACACUGGAGAGAAGCCGUUCAUAUGUGGUCAGUGUGGAAAGGGUUUGAGAUGUAAAGAAACCCUGAAUUGCCACAUGAGGAUUCACUCAGGAGAGAACUGUCUUACAUGUCAUCAAUGUGGAAAGAGUUUCAGUCAUAAAAGAAGCCUCAACACUCACAUUGUAAUUCACACAGGAGAGAAGCCUUUCACCUGCCCUCAGUGUGGAAAGAGUUUCACACUUAAAGGAAACCUUAAGACUCACAUGAGACUUCACACCGGCGAGAAGCCGUUCACAUGUCUUCAGUGCAAGAUAAGUUUCACAUAUCAAAGAGACCUGAAACGUCAUUUGCAAACUCAUUCUGAAAAUAAAUUGCGAGUGUGACAAGGUUAACGAAAAGGAGCAAUUUCAAAAAUUGCCUUCGCAUUCACUCUAGAGCAGGGCUAUUCAAUUGGCGGCCCGCCAAUCAUCUUCAUCCGGCCCGAGGGAAGAGUACGCGCAGGUCGCACAUACGCCUUGAAUUGUUUUUGCACUAAUUAAUUUGUCCACAAGGUGGCAUCACUGUCCCAGGCCGUGGUUUCACAGCCAAACAAGAAAAGGAAGAGACGCAACAACAACAAACUACCGGAGACCGCAACAUCAAUAGACGGCAGUGUUGACAAGCGCUUGUGUGAGAGGGUUAUGAGAUAUCCUCAACACUAGUUUAAACGAGUUUCAAGACAGUGUUAUCGGUCAUAACUUCUGGCGAGAAAUAGCGCAGACACUGAACGAAGAUGAUUAUCAGAUGGAGUACAGUUUGAAAGGCUGCGCG